UUUUCCAUUUCCUUUGCUGCUUAUUCUUCACUCCGUCUCCUUCUUUUUGCUGCAACUUACCUCUGUCUCUUCAAUCCAUCCAGUUUCACUUUUCUGGGCGCAUGGUAGCUAUAGAAUACAUGCGUGGACCUGUUGCGCUUGCAUUGCUGCCUGCAAAAUGCAGGUCCUGGCAAAUCUACUCGAUGAAUCGAUCACAUUCACAGGGUUUAUUGGCGACUUUAACACCUAAGAAACUAGAGAAGGAAGCUGACAAAAGGGGGCUAGCAACUAAAGAGACGAUUGACCCAAUAGUGGCCUUUAGCAGGCCUCCACCACUUCCACCUUUUUUAGGACCGUUGGUUGCUCUCUCGUUGUUAGAGACAUGGUGGAACCGUGGCACUGAUGAAGAUGGCAAGUGAUGAUGUGAUGAAAUAGUGUGAUCGUUACUUGAAGAAAGUUUUGGAAAUAAAAAUCACAACAGUGAUUACAGAGUUGAGCAAUCGAACAAAGAAGCCCCAUAGCUUUAUGUAGCCUUCUAGGAGUGGAUGUAGCCAAGGCGCGACAAAUAUAUUGUAAACUCUCAAUAUCCAUGUUAGUAUUACAUUAGGACUUCUUAAGAACCCUGCAGGAACACGCACUGUACAUGUUAGUAUAUGUUAGUGGAAAUUUUGAGAUUGUUAAAAGGAAAUGUAAAAUCUAGGAAUGUGACUUACACUCGGUUACUUUCGGAAAGUCAUCAAAUAUUGAAGUCACGUUUUUCAA
Messenger RNA from Glycine soja, 741 nucleotides. RefSeq lists its product as uncharacterized. The transcript is spliced from 3 exons. NCBI's taxonomy places the organism in Eukaryota, Viridiplantae, Streptophyta, Magnoliopsida, Fabales, Fabaceae. The record is from RefSeq and is a predicted model, not a curated record. Bases 102 to 398 code for a protein of 98 amino acids.